GUAGAGCUAUAGCGGGGGGGAAAAGACUUGUCUCCACAACUUGCUUUACACUAUCUUUUGGCACAAUGGACACUUUUUAAGAGUUUUGCCAGUAAUCAAAAAUCAUCUAGGAACAGGAACGUUGGACUUCAAGGAGUAAGAGGCUUUAAAGAGCUCCUCAGAAUCAGUCACUUAAAACCUGGUUUAACCCUGCAGCUUGGGAAUGAAUACUAUUGAGACCGCAAAACUUGAAGACCAUAUGGAGGGUCAAAACAAUGACUCAGCUAAUGGAUACACACGACCUACUCUCUCAGUCAGCGAGGAGAACAAAAAUGGCAAUAACAAACCGAAGGGCUUGUCGAAUGGCCUGCGAAAAACGGCAAAGAAAUACCCUGAUUACAUCCAGAUUGCUAUGCCUGCUGAAUCCAGGAACAAAUUUCCUCUGGAAUGGUGGAAAACAGGCAUUGCCUUUGUCUAUGCUCUCUUCAACUUGAUUUUAACAACUGUCAUGAUCACUGUGGUCCAUGAGAGAGUACCUCCAAAAGAGCGGAGCCCUCCCUUGCCUGACAAAUUUUUUGAUUAUAUUGAUCGUGUGACAUGGGCUUUUUCUGUAUCAGAAAUAAAUGGAAUGAUACUAGUCGGACUGUGGAUAUUCCAAUGGUUAUUUCUUAGAUAUAAAUCAAUUGUGGGACGCAGGUUUUUUUUUAUAAUAGGAACUUUGUACCUGUACCGCUGCAUUACUAUGUAUGUUACCACCUUACCUGUGCCUGGAAUGCAUUUUCAGUGUGCGCCAAAGUUGAAUGGAGAUUCUCAGGCAAAGGUGCAGAGGAUCCUGCGACUGAUAUCUGGUGGUGGUCUAUCCAUAACUGGAUCUCACAUCUUGUGUGGAGACUUCCUGUUCAGUGGUCACACUGUAGUACUAACACUGAUCUACCUGUUCAUCAAAGAGUAUUCACCACGUCAUUUCUGGUGGUAUCACUUAAUUUGCUGGCUGAUGAGUGCUGCUGGCAUCAUUUGUAUCCUUGUUGCUCAUGAACAUUACACUGUAGAUGUCAUCAUAGCUUACUAUAUCACUACACGACUCUUCUGGUGGUACCACUCAAUGGCUAAUGAAAAGACUCUAAAGGUUUCUUCGCAGACAAAUUUUCUCUCUCGAGCUUGGUGGUAUCCAAUAUUUUAUUUCUUUGAGAAGAACGUGCAAGGAUCUGUUCCUUGCAGCUUCUCCUGGCCAAUAUCUUGGCCUCCCAGCUGCUUCAAAUCUUCAUGCAAAAAGUAUUCACGGGUUCAGAAAACGGGAGAAGACAAUGAAAAAUCUACCUGAAGAAAAGAAAAGCAUCUGCUCUGUUUUUUACCAAAAUAUUAAUGCUGUAACCAAAGUUCUCAAGAGGACUAUAUUGUAACUGAAGAAGUGGACCAAACGUCUGUGCAAUUGAUUGGAAAUAAAUUGUAGACAUGUAUAUUGCCAUUUCAUAUUAUUUUCCUGUGAUCACAUGGUGCAGCGUGAUGUGCUAAUAGAAUGCACCGCUGAUGGGAUUUUUCCUUAAAGAAAAUGGAGCAGGACUUUGCUUUACAAAUGAGAUAGAGGUGCCAAAGACCUUAUUAACACUUUCAUUGCUAACUAUCACUUGUCUCCAGAAGCACCCAAAAAUCUCAUUCUCAGAGUUCUGGAGUGUAAGGGCCAAAACAUGCUGAAAUACGGAAGCAUGAUAUCCAUGUAUUGAAGUAUGCAAAAAAAGAAAAACAAACAAAAAAAAACACAAAAACACACAGUUAUGGGAAGUGGUUUGUUGCAUUAUCCUUCUAAUGAAGGUAAGACCUUUGUGUGACUAGUACAGCUUGGAAGCAAGUCUUGACUUUUUUUACCUUCUGUGGGUAUGGCUAUCUUAUGACCUAAAAUACUGCUACCACUACCUUCAAUAUAUCCUACGAUGUACCAAUUUUUACAUUUUUAUUAGUAUUUUAUAUUUAAACUGUUGUGCUACCUGAUGACUUUGCAAAUUAAGAAUAGCUGCUAACAUCAGAGCUCAAGGAGCCUAGAACUUUAUUUUUUAAAAAGGGCACAGUUUCAAAGUCUAAAUCUUUAACUGCAGUUUGGCCUUGUGUCUGUAGCUAUACUGUUUGUGUAUGUAUAUGCAUACACACACAGAAGCACAUGCUGAUGUGAAGGUAGACAAGUUAAACAAAACUACUUAACUGAACAAGAGUGCUCAUACUGUUCUUCAUUCAGGCAGAAGUCCCAUUGAUGUCACCUGCUUGAGAGACCGGAUCUGGAAUGGGACUGUAUUUAAAAUAAACUUUAACUUUUAGUAGCUAUUUCCUGUUGAAACUACGUAGCAAGUUUGCUUGGGAGCCAUAGUUCUGCAUUUAAUUUGAUUUUUGUACCUUUUGACGCAUUUUUGUGAUUAAAAAAAAAAAAGCUAAAGUAAAUGCCUACAACAGGAGCAUUUCUUGAAUUAUUAUGUAAAACCAUUUGGGAUUGCAUUUCACUGUGGUAUAACUCCAAGUGCAAAUUCUUCUUUUUGUCCUGGUUUUAGUUCAAUGAGGAUGGCUAUAUAUGCAUGUUGGCUAAGAAUGUAAGAAACUACCAGUGUAAACACGUAACAAAAAUGCCAGUUAACAACUACCUGGUUCUUGUUGUUUUCCAUUGCUUUGUAUUGUUGCAAAAGCCAACUAGAAAACUAACAUACUAUCCUUACCAAUUCAUUUCUGCAGUUAAUUCUUUUUUUCCAAGUCUACAAGUUAAGCCUGAUAGCAGAGCAAAAGCUGCAUUAAGAGUUGAAGUUAUACUAGUAUAAAGGAAAUAGUGUUUAUUUUAAAAGUGUCUUGAAUUGAGUGACAAGUAUGAACAUAGUUUAUGAAAAUUUGUUUUUAAAAUAGUGCAGUUAAAGUAUUAAAAUGCAAUACAGAUUAUUCAAAUAUAUAUUUUGUUUUAGUUAAGGGGAUCAAUAACUAAGUUGUACAUAAAAAUGUUAAUGUUCUUCUCAAAUCUUUGUGCGUUAUCAAAGUACAAUACAAUAAAAAAAACAUGUUCCUUACAAUACAUCCUUGGUAAAAACUUAGCAAGAAAGAAAUUCUGCUCAUGUUUGUUUUUAUUUUAAAUAAGAUGUUCAAAAUUUUCGAAUAUGCAUCGGGAAUUUGUGUGUGUAAACAUGGCUGUGUAUUUGCUUGCUCUUGGCAGAACUUCAGUAACUAAAAGGCUGGUAUCAAAACACUUCCACAAGAGUACAAAUGAAUUAAUUCAAUGAGAGACUAUACAUUUCACAAGAUGGUGUUAGAUCAGUGUAACUUCACAGAGCAUGACAUUUUCUGAAGCUGAAUACUGGCUUUGAUAUCUUAAAUAUGUUAAUCUUAAGGCAGUUCUAGUAAUACUCCUAGAAAUCAUGAAUGGAUAUCACUACUGUUACCUGUGCCUUGAAAAUAACGUGAGGUAAAGCAUUCCAGUAAGGAGCUUAAGCAGUGGUAUUCAUCUGGUGGCUGAAUAAUAAAUACUUGAAUAACGUAGAUAACUAAUUGCAUAGCCACCGCUGUGUCUCAGUGGGAUUUCUGUAAUGUAUCUGCCAACCAGGAUUCCUUCAUGCAGGAUUAGGUGGGCUUUCCUGUUGCAAUGAGGGAAAACAUGGAAGAAGAAAAAUGGAACAAAGUAAAAUUUUGCUUUUGUUGAUUAGUAUGAGCUUUUCAUUCUGCUGCUGAAUUUGAUAGAAACUUCUGUUGUAAUGCAGAAGGAAAGUAAAUGACAGCCCUAGCUCAAAGUACUUGAUUACUGUUCUAGCUCAGUUUCACCUUAGGUGCUUAACUUUACUGCACUGUAUCAAAUGCCUCAAAAGGGUGUGUGCUUACUUUACAUUUAAAAAAAGAAUUCCUCUACUAUCUUUAUAGCUUUAGAUUGUUCUUGCAAACAUAGCGCAGAUGUGCUUGAAGACUUUUUAUGCCUAUGUAUAUAUGGUGAUGAAGUAGGGUAACUAAUUACUUACUCAACAAUGCUUACAGCUGUAGUAGUCUAUCAAUACAAAACAGCUGGUAAAUAAAAGUUAUUUUAAGAACUUAGAUUAUCAUAUAUAGUUUCUGUGAGGUAGAAAAUAGGAUUUCAUCUUAGGGGGGAAAAGGAUUACAGUGAGUGAAAACAGAAUAAUAUUUGGAUUAUCUUAAUGUACCAGACACUUGGCCUUCACAGCCCAAAUAGGCUUAUAGUCCACUGUUUUUCGUUAUGUCUUUGUAAGUAUCUUUCCUGGAGUUAUGAUGAUCUCUUACAGAUGUCACGAGCUGCAGCUGUACUGUGACUAAAUAAAAUCUUCCUUCUCUCUACUGAAGAGCAUCUAUAUGUUGAACUGUGUAGGCACUUUAAAAACAAAACAAAGCUACAGUUGUGCUUGUGCCAUAUCAGUGUGAUUUGAAUGCUGUUGGGUGUUCUGCCUUUACGAAUCAGACUUCCUGGAAGGCCUAACUUAAGAAAUCCUGGUUUUAAAUUUAAUUACCGAGCUGGGAUUUAAAAGGUUAACUCCAACAUAGAAAUGAGCUGCUAUGUGAUAGUACUGCAGAUGCUUAUUUCCAAGAAAAGGUGCCAGCCAGAAAUGACAAGCACACUUGGAAGCACUUUGAACUGACAUUUCUGUGUGCUUAGCGCUCCCCUGUGGACGUAAAUGUUAAUCAUUGUUAGUCAUUCUCCUUUGCUGUUUUCUUGGAAAGAUAGCUGCAGCUGGGGGAGUAACAAAAAGCUGUGCUAAACGUUGCUAUGAACUCUAGCGUUGGUUUUCUUCCUUCCUGCCCAGCCCCACUUUGCUUUUCUUUUUUUUAAGUAGGGGAGGGAAAAACUUUAAAACCUUGGAGACCUUCAUGUAACUGAGAAACAAAGCUCUAUUAGUAAAGACGAAACUAGAGGGUAUCUUAGGACAUGAGAGAGAAUUCUUUUAAGAGGAUUUGCAGUAAUCUCAUUAUCUGUUUCUUAAAUCUGAAUCUGUUCAAACUUUCACCCAUUGUUAGUGCCUGGCUAGACAAUUUAUCCUACAAAAGUCUGGUACCAUACCAAAUUCUUUGUCCCAUUUCAUUAGACAUGAAGUAUGAUUUCCAAUUCUGAGAUCAGAUUCAUUCAUUUCAAUGCAAGGUGAAGUCUUGCACUUCAGCUUGUGGGAAGGUUCCUUUAAGCUUUUUCUUACUAAAACUAUCUUAAAGACUCAGAGGGUAUAAUCUUAAAUACUUGCUCAGUAUAUUAGAUAUGAUCAAAUGCUUGGAACUGGUUUUUACUAUUGGCUAACUUCAGGCGUAGAGUUCUGUACUCAUCUUUAUUUUCUUUAACAUUUUGAACUCAGCUAGGAGUCUUCUACAGAUGCACGAUGCUAAAAUGAUCUGUAAGAGUGAAUGUAGACUGGGCACUAAAACUAGUGUGAUGACAGUUCAGUUUCAAGAGAGGGGAAAAAAGAAGAAUCUUGAAGAAAAAUACUUCUGUUGACCAUUUUUCCAAAUGAUUGUCACUGCUCAAGAGUACAUGAAAAUGUGUGCCACUGAAGUAACAUUAAGCCUUUUCUGUUACUUUAUGAUGCUUCCCAGUGCAAGGUAAUAGUGCUAAGAUGCUGAGAAUGAGCACAAAUGAAAAUUCUGGACUACAGACAUCUUAAGCAAUUGGAAGCACACGGGGUGUGCCUGUGUGGGGGUAGUCUGCUUUGUAUAUGCAGCAUUGGAUGCAGAACACAGGUUUCUCUUCAUUCUGGGAGGAAAGACUAGGUUGUGUCUGCUUAGUAGGCUGAGCCAUCUUAGCUUGUUCUUUUUGGACCCUCUUAGACCAAGGGCUCAGUGUGGAAGGCAAUAAUAGCUAGAAAACGUAACAUAGAUUAAAAAGAGAAAACUUAGGAAAAGGACUGAAAAGGGGAACUGUUAUAAAGACAAUUCUAAUUCAACACUAUCUGAGCUGGUGUUAUUUCAAGCAUGUGAGUUGCACUAAAAGUCAAUGCGUCUGCAAAUUUUAGAACUCUGUUAGAGGACAGCAGGAGUGCUGAGAAUACAAAGCGGAAUUUUAUCUCCCUGCUUACUUGUAACUGCACUGGUGAAUUUUAUGCAUAUGGAAUUUAAGCAGAAUUUUGAAACUUCAUCACAUCUUCCACCUUGGAUAGUGCGUCAGGGCUUCUUUAUUUCUGUUGAAGUUGGUUUUACAUUCUAAUUUUUCAUAGUUUGUGGCCAUUCAAAAUGGUGCUUAUGUGUAGCAUAGGCUGCCUGUGUUCCUGUCUUCUCCUGCUUCUGUUGCUUUCUAAAUAGCUUGAUGCUGAGUAAUGUAAUAGACAUUUAAGAAGGCUCUAAAAUUACCAAUAAAGCCAAAAGAUAUUCUUGUCAGACACACACCUGCACUACUGAAAUUACUUUCAGGUACAAAACCUAACAUUCUUUGUGUCAGAAAUCACUUGCAUUGAGAAAUUCUUGCUCUGUGGAUGUUUUAUGUUAGUGGGUUUUUUUUUUGUUUUGUUUUUUUUUUUUGGUUCUGACUUAAGAUAGCAUGUUUGAGGUAUGAUAAAGAUGAGGUCUGGUUGUUUUGUUGAGAUCAGGGUUGCAGCCAGAAGCCUGAAAGCAAAAGAAAUAAUUUUCUGAUGGCUGCAGUUCUUGCUGUUUCCAUGUGACUUUGAGGAGAGCUUUAGAGGCUUAAGCAGGACAUUCCUUUCGACUGCAGUGCUGCAGUGUGGUUUUCAUUCUCAUCAACCAGCAGCUUUUUUGGCAUCAUUUUUUCCUAGGUUGAAUUCCUAGCUUUGAAUGUUAAUUGGAGCUAUGCAUCCACCCUGAGAAAAAACUGUGCUGGGAAAGCUAUUGCCUGCUUAAUAGCUGAAGAUGGUAAAACAGGAGUGCUGUGGUUUGUGCAUGCUAAGGAGCUAAUAUAUGGGCUUUUUCUUUUUUCCUUCCAGUUUUGGGGUCCAGUUUUGCAAACGCUGUACAGCAUAACACUUCUUUAACAUUGGUACUACAUUAGGCCUCGUGUGCUGUAGUUUUUACUGAUAGUUGCCAGCAGGAGCUCCUUUUCUUGUGAUUUAUUCACAAUUAACAAGAGUUGGCUCUUAAACUGUAAAAUGUUGAGAACAUUAUGAUGUUUCCUAGCACGUCAACUAUUUUUUGUUAAGCAGAUGACAACUCAGUGUUGUAGUUUGCUGUAUGCCAUGAGAUACUGGUGUUGUGAUUUGUAAGACAUUGCAAUCUGUGUUCACUGUAUAUUAAAAAAAUUGCACUGGCUGUACUUAAAAAAAAAAAAGCAAUAAUGUAAGCAUCUUAUAGCUUAUAUCAUAAAAGGUGCUAUCUGUCAUGAUCACUUGCAUUGUUGACCAUGAAUUUGGUGAAAAUGUCAAAGAAAUUUGUUCUAUGUGGUUUGCUCACUUGGCACGUAGAAGUUGAAACUUUAUGGUCAAUGUAUGUACUAAAGAAAUGAAAUUCUUGGAAUUACUUACAUGACCACAUUCAUCUUUCAAAAAAAAAAAUCAGAAACUAUGUCCAUCUAUGGUGCUAAUAAUCUCAAAAAUUAUCAAGAGCUGGUAUUCUCUUAUUGCCCGUGAACACUAAUCAGAGCUGUUUUGACACCUUUUUCAAUAAAGCAAUUUCUCUAUA
Meleagris gallopavo (turkey) is the source of this 7548-nucleotide messenger RNA. Lineage: Eukaryota; Metazoa; Chordata; Aves; Galliformes; Phasianidae. The record is from RefSeq and is a predicted model, not a curated record.